CGUGUUCAGACGUGUUCGGAAAAAACAAAAUAAAAACCUGAAGCCAAAAGCGCUAGCGGAGUGAAGAGAAAAAACAAAACAAAAGCAAAGCCAAACCAAAACCAAGUGAAAAGCGGUCAGUCAGCAAAAGAGUGAAAAAGUGAAAUUCGGGCCCAAAACACCAUUUGGCCAGCAAAAGAAAAGUGCUUAGCAAAACUAAAGUGACGCAUUACGUUUACGCAGUGCUUGGAUUAAACCACGCGUUUGCCGUCGCAUUUCUGUGGAUUACCUUCGGCGGCAACGCAACUUUCGUGGAUUACCCAUAGAACCAAAUAGCGAUCGCCGAAAUGGUGGUUUUGGAGGGAGGCGGCGGUGUUGUUACCAUUGGUAACAACCAGUACCUUCAGCCGGACUAUUUGGCCCCGUUGCCAACAACGAUGGACGCCAAGAAAAGUCCUUUGGCUUUACUCGCACAGACCUGCUCCCAAAUUGGAGCCGAUUCGUCGGCCGUGAAGCCUCUGCUGGCGAUGGACAAGAACAAGACAAAGCCCGGAGCCUGCUCCUCGUCAUCGAACUCGUCGAGUUCCUCUAGCAGCGCUGAAAUUUCGGCAGCCAAGUCACCCUCCGGCCAGGCCAAGUCGCCCAAGUCCAGCACACCGAUCAGCGCCACCGCCACCAGCGGGAGCACCAUUGCACCCACCACCGGCGAGAUCAAGCUGGCCUUCAAGCCCUACGAGACCAAUGUGCUGAGCCACCAGAACCAGAACACCUUCAAGAGCAGCGCCUCGGUGGAAUCCUCCGCGGAGCCCACUCGGCCCAGCUCCAAGAACUCCUCGUCCGCACAGGAACGUGUGCCGUCGCGCAGCAGGUCCAAUGCCACGCCCACAGACGGCAUUAAGACGGAGCCUAAUGGCCACGAUUCGGCCAGCCGUAAGACUGUCUCCCCCUCGGGAUCGGGAUCCUCGCAACGCGGCGCCAGUCCCAUUGUCCGCUCUGGGAUGGAAGUGCUGAGCAACGCCAACGGCACCGCCCAGCAUCCCAAGGAGAUGAGCAGCAUGGCGGCAGCAGCAGCAGCUGCGGCGGCUGCCUACAAGGCCGCCGGUCCCUAUGGCCUGAAUCCCUUGUCCGCCCUCUGCUGCCCGCCUGGCAUGGAGCAGCAUGCGAAUCCCGCCUUCCGUCCGCCCUUUGCCGGCGGCUUCUCGCACCAUCACGCUGCCAUGCUGGCGGCAGCAGCCAACGGUGGUUAUCCGGGCGGAGCUCCAGGCGGAGGACCAGCGGGUCAGCCGAAUCCCUACAUCAGCUAUCAGAGGAUUAAGACACCGGCCGGCGGUGAGGCCAUAGUGCCCGUGUGCAAGGAUCCCUACUGCCCCGGGUGCCCCUACUCGGCGCACACGCAACAGAUGUUAAUGGGUGCUCCAUGCCCCGCCGGUUGCACCCAGUGUGAGCACCAGAAGUACGGUCUGGCCAUGGCCAGUGCGGCUGGACUGCCACCGGCGCACCCGUACUCACAGGCAGCGGCCCAGGCCGCGGCCAAUGCGGCAGCUGCCCGCUCCGCCCCCUACGUCUGCAGCUGGGUGGUGGGCGAUGCCUACUGUGGCAAGCGGUUCCAGACCUCCGACGAGCUCUUCUCCCACCUACGCACCCACACCGGCAACCUCUCGGAUCCGGCGGCUGCCGCUGCAGCGCUGGCCCAAUCGCAGGCUCAAUCCCUGCUGGGCACGCUCUUCCCGCCGUCUGCCCUGCGUGCCGGCUACCCCACACCGCCCCUGAGUCCCAUGUCUGCGGCGGCGGCAGCGGCACGGUAUCAUCCGUAUGCCAAGCCACCGCCGGGAGCUCUGGCCGGAGGACCGUCUCCCUUCGGAGCCGGUGGAGCCUUCAAUCCGGCAGCAGCUGCAGCGGCGGCUGCUCUGGGACCCUACUACUCGCCAUAUGCCAUGUAUGGCCAGAGGAUGGGAGCAGCGCACCAGUAGGAUGGGGAGCAAAGGAAGCACUAGCGUUAGAUACCAAAAAGGAGGAGCAUAUGACCCUGUUUGAGAUAAUUUCAAAGAAACGAGAACAAAAAACAAAACAAAAUGAUUGCAAAGGCUGACACAUCUCUGGCUUUUGCGCUAUUCUGUGAUACUAAACUGUAGUUUAAAGAGCGCUAGUUACACUUAAGUUCAACACGAAAAUCGUCAAACCACCUAAAGAAAAACAAGAAAAUAGUAGCCAGACAGCCGCAAAAAAUAGCAGAUCACCUUUUUUCUAAUCCUUAAUGUCUACAAUAAUCAAUUCGCAAGGACACUGUUGCAAGGAGGCGGUUCUCACUCACUUUUAUUUGUUCUCAAAGUUCAACCAAAGUUCUUAAGUCUUAGCCGGGACAACACGUUCGAUGACUUCCAAUUCUGUUAAUGAAAAAUCCAUUGCUGAGAUGUUGAAACAUUGUUUUAGUUUUAGUUUCGCUAUUAACUAUUCUUACCAUUAUCUACAAGCAUACAAGCAACAACAACAACCAACAAUUAAAAUAAAAUGUUCUUUAAGUCAACUUUAUAAGUAAUGUAAGCAUGAUAAAACAUAUUUGUAAUAACAAACAAUCAUAAAAAACAGAGAGAAAAAAACAAACAAAAAAUUAAUAAAUACGAAAAAUAAAAAUGAAUAUUUCAUAUAAUUAUGUACUGUGUGUAAAUUCUAUAUAGAUAUUAAAUUAGAUUUGCUAUUUACUCCUUGAUGUACGCGAAAACAAAAGCCACAACACGAUCUACACAAGAAGCCACAGAUAUCAAAGAACACGAAAAGUAAUUUAAACUAAACGGAAACACAUUCGUAUGAAAUCGAAAUAUAC
Molecule: messenger RNA, 2800 nt
Organism: Drosophila serrata
Lineage: Eukaryota; Metazoa; Arthropoda; Insecta; Diptera; Drosophilidae
Gene: noc
Product: zinc finger protein no ocelli
Biological process (GO): negative regulation of DNA-templated transcription
Cellular component (GO): nucleus
Source: RefSeq, a predicted model, not a curated record